Kluyveromyces lactis is the source of this 894-nucleotide messenger RNA. It is a transcript of the gene FIG1, whose product is annotated as Fig1p. The transcript has a single exon. Lineage: Eukaryota; Fungi; Ascomycota; Saccharomycetes; Saccharomycetales; Saccharomycetaceae. The record is from RefSeq and is a predicted model, not a curated record. Gene Ontology annotation, cellular component: membrane; mating projection tip. Bases 1 to 894 code for a protein of 297 amino acids. Gene Ontology annotation, biological process: conjugation with cellular fusion.
AUGUUUCUACCAUUCACCUUAUUCUAUAAGCUAGGAAAACGUAUUCCUAGGGUGCUGGUGUUAAUUACUUCUUUUAUUUCAGUAUUUUUAUUGGUAUUUUUAUUAGUGGGUUGUUACAACGUCGAUCAGAGUUCAACGUAUUUGGUGAAAUAUCAAUUCAACGAUAAAUCUCCCCUAUAUCCAGUCAUUUCAAAUCAGUUCAGUUCACAGGAAUAUACUGAUGGAUUAGAAAACGUUCAAAUAUUUUCAGGGUAUAUGGGGAUAUGUAUCAAUAACAUCCCAUCGAAUUAUGACAGAAACUCCUCGAGCAAAUCGUCUAAGGUUUGUUUCAACAGGAAGAAGGUAGAUGACAUGGACAUAUUUGACGAUUUGACGAUUAAGAUUUUCAGUUUCAAGAAUUCCAACUCCACAGAAGAAUCAGAGUCCAGUAAUUUAAAUAUAUUGGAGUUAGCUCACCAAAAUUCUGACGAACUGGUGCAUCCUUAUUUAUUGAUGGUUGUUACCAUUUUCACAAUUUUGUUGUUUGGAAUCACAGUAUAUGCAAUCAUACCUAAAUUGCCAUUUAAAAAUUACGUGCAGUUUAUUAUCAUGGGUUUAUCUGCAUUGAUCACCUUGUUAUGGGCUAUUGGUGCCAUAUGGACUCACGUUGCCAUAAAUUGCAAUGUAUCCCUAAUUCCAAGAGCAUCGAUGAAUAUAAUGACAGCAGAAAAAGGAAGUAAAUCACAGGCUCUGUCAUGGACUGCAUUUACAUUCAUGCUCAUAGACUGCUUGAUAAUGUGGAUGGUAUACUUUAGAGAUAGAAAGAAGCUCGACGAGAAGCUGGAUGACGUUAAGUCAACCAAAAACCCGUUCUCGAAUAAAUACGCAUCAGAUACAACUUUAAGCAGUGUAUGA